ACAACCGAGGAAGAGCCCAUGACUUCGGGGGAGGAGGGGCAGGCGACUCGGAAGAAAAAGCAGCAGAAGCCAAUGCAGCCUGUAGCCCAUUCAAAGGCCUACUGUCGGACCUCUGCUUACUUUGCAAUACGUCUUUAGUACGGGCUGGAAAAUGUCCGAUUUCGAUGAGUUUGAGAAGCAGUUGAGCGAAAAUCGGCAAGAGCGGGAGAAGGAACGACACAAGAAGCGUAGCCGCAGCCGGUCCCUGAGCCGCGGCGAGAAGCGCCGCCGCUGGAGCAAGGACUCCAGGGGGCGGAGUCACGAGAAGCGCAGCAGCAGCCGCGACCGCAAGGCCCGCGACCGACGCAGCAGCUCACGCGAGCACAAGAAGCACAGCUACUCUCCUCGGAGAAGCCGUAAGAAAAGGACAUACAAGUACUGGGAUGUUCCCCCGCCGGGAUUCGAGCACAUCACCCCCAUGCAGUACAAGGCGAUGCAAGCCGCAGGGCAGAUCCCCACGAUAGCUUUACUGGCCACCUCCACCACCAGUGGCAUGGCAGUGACCCCCACCCAGGUGCCGAUGGUCGGCAGCCAGAUGACCCGGCAGGCCAGGCGACUUUACGUCGGCAACAUCCCCUUCGGCCUGACGGAGGAGGCCAUGGCGGAUUUCUUCAAUACCCAGAUGCGAUUGGCUGGUUUGUGUCAAGGUCCCACCAAUCCCGUCCUUGCUGUUCAGAUAAACCAGGACAAGAACUUUGCCUUCCUAGAAUUCCGGUCCGUGGACGAGACCACACAGGCGAUGGCCUUCGACGGCAUCAUUUUCCAGGGUCAGUCGUUAAAAAUCAGGCGGCCCCACGACUAUCGGCCUCUGCCUGGCAUCUCGGAGCAGCCCGCCUUUCACGUGCCAGGAGUCGUCUCCACUGUGGUUCCAGACUCUCCUCACAAGCUCUUUGUCGGAGGCCUGCCCAACUAUCUCAGUGACGAUCAGGUGAAGGAACUCUUGACGUCGUUCGGACCUCUUAAGGCCUUCAACCUCGUGAAGGACAGUGCGACGUCACUGUCUAAAGGUUACGCUUUCUGUGAAUAUGUGGACAUCAGUGCCACUGACCAGGCUGUGGCUGGACUCAAUGGCAUGCAGCUCGGAGACAAGAAGCUCAUCGUUCAGCGGGCAAGCGUGGGAGCUAAGAAUGCCAACGCCACGGCCAUCAUCGAGACGCCGGUGACGCUGCAGGUUCCGGGGCUGCAGCGGCUGCAGAGCUCCGGCAUGCCCACCGAGGUGCUGUGCCUCCUCAACAUGGUCAUGCCUGAGGAGCUGGUGGACGACGAGGAUUACGAGGAGAUCCUGGAGGACAUCCGGGAGGAGUGUUGCAAGUACGGCAACGUGCGCUCCAUCGAGAUUCCACGGCCCGUCGAUGGCGUGGAGGUGCCUGGCUGCGGCAAGAUCUUCGUGGAGUACACAUCUGCGGCCGAAUGCCAGCAGGCCAUGCAGGCUCUGACGGGACGCAAGUUCGCCAACCGUGUGGUGGUCACCAAAUACUACGACCCCGACAUGUACCACAGGCACGAGUUCUGAUCAGGGGCGGGGGCAGGGGCGGGACAGGAACGGUGGUUGGCAGCGGGUAUGGUAGUGCCCCCUUUAGCAUAACAUUUGACCCUGGACCCCCUUCCUCUUGACUUUUGAGCGCUUUGACAUUGUGAAGUACAUAGUUCUCCUGUACGAUAUUUUGCUUAAUCUAACGUACAGCACAGCUUCUUCCCAUCUACUAACUGGUCAGUCCCCCCCCCCACCCCCAAUUAAACACUUUAUUUCAGGGUUUCCAGAAUGUUCUCAUUAAUUGAGAUGGCCCUUGGGAUGUGCUGUUUUUAUUUAUGUGUUUUUUUCCAUGUGAGUCGUUUAUCAGAUAACCAACAUUAAAAUAACAUUAAAUUAAUAAGUAAAACCUUUUAGGUGGGGUUCAGUAUUGUUAAAUUGCUUGCAUUUAGUUGUGCAACACAAUAAUGAAAAUGUUUUUUUGCCUACAAUGAGUAAUCCAGUGGUAGUUUUUCCCUUCCCCAAAUUUUUAAGCAUUAAAUCCUAAUCGGUAAAUUUCAUUUUUAGAAGAUUUUUCAUAGUACCCAACGCGUUUGAAUCGUAGCAGUUAACAUGCUACAAGAUCGCCACUGAUUCAGAUGAACAAUGAUCAACAUGUUCAGGGGUUGUCAGGAUUGUGUUUGGGAGAAAAGAUCCCUUUGAUCAUUCUGGAUCCAGCAGCCCAGAGCAUGUACGACCGAGUGGAAUCCGCGAAGAACGUGUCUAGUUGCUUUGUUGUAGUUUGUGAUAGUUAAUUCCCUUUAAGUAGCACUGCACAUACACGUACGUUUCUCCCCAAGGCAAGUAAAUAGAAUAUUCCGGUUGCUCGUUAACGCUGAUGUAUUUGUGAAGCUAACCUGCAGGUUUUUUAGAUCUUUUUUGGGCGAAAACGGAUGGCUGCUUGUCACGUACUUCGCCGGAAGCUGUGAAUGAUGAAUCAUCGCGCCGACAUUAGUGAACUGGGAAUUUUUUUUUUGGGUGCCGGGAAAACGAAAUAAUUACAGCUUCGUCAGAGUAAUAACUGUCGUUAAAAAUGAGACUGGAGUUGGACAUUUAGGACUUUGCGUGUGUGUGUGCGUGUGUCUAUGUGUGUGUGUGUGUGUAUGGUUGUACACCCUCCUACUGUUACGGUUUUUUGCUGUUUAUCACAUGUGCUUUGCAAUAAACUAGCGUUCGAGUUAAAGGAACUGCUACGAUUGUGUGUGAGUAACAAUGCUGGGUUGCUGUUUGGGCGGGUUUGGUUUGUAUCUGAAAUACACCCACAGCAUGACUUAACUGAUCAGGAGGGCUGGCUGUGCGUGUUGUUGCGGGAGGGGUCGUCGCGGUAAAAAUGUCGAUGUUAUGCUCUGUAAUGUCAGCAGGGGGCGUCAUGAUGAAUCCUUGGCUGGUUUGGCAUCUGUUGUCGAGCCUGAACGCUGCAUGGGAGGCAGUAAUUACUGUUUUUAAUCGCCUGAUGUUUUAUAAACGUGGAUCUGAAUGUGAGAACGGGUCGAGACAUGUCUUUUUUUAAAAAAAAAAAACCCUGAGCUUCGACUGCCAAGCUUUGAAUAAAACCCUGCUUCUCCAGCCUCUCCGUGUGUCUGUGGGUCGGGAGAGCUGACACCCCGGUGCGAUUACGUCACCCGUAAUCAACGUUAGGCUAACUUCCUGAACACGGGAGCAGUUUUAUGUACAAUUGGCUUGUUCACCUGUCAAUCAUCAUAAUAUCAAUUGUUUGAUUGGACUGCUGAGGCUGACUCGGUGAGCCGGUGUGUUUGGCACUGCGCCUUGGCUGGGGAAGUAAUUCGCCGGGAUCAACCGUUUGGAUCCGAUGGCGUGGUGUGAAACGGCUACUGUGGGCGCUGGGUUUGCCGCAUUACCAGGAGGCAACUGACGAAGAGAACGGUAAACUGCAAAAAUAAACUGAUGCAAGCUCAAAUGCCAGAACAUUCUGGUAGUCAUCGAGUGAAAGAGCAGAAUUUAGGAUCUAAAAUAAUAGUCCGGACUGGGUUUAUUAGGGAAUGCCUGUACAGUUAAUAUUCCACCACCCCCACCCCCAAAAAUGUUUUGACUAAAAAUAAAGCUUCCCAAAAAUAAAAUCAAUUGAAAAUGUU
Messenger RNA from Paramormyrops kingsleyae, 3642 nucleotides. Its product is annotated as splicing factor U2AF 65 kDa subunit-like. Gene Ontology annotation, molecular function: RNA binding. NCBI's taxonomy places the organism in Eukaryota, Metazoa, Chordata, Actinopteri, Osteoglossiformes, Mormyridae. Gene Ontology annotation, cellular component: nucleus. Gene Ontology annotation, biological process: mRNA processing. The record is from RefSeq and is a predicted model, not a curated record.